This is a messenger RNA of Rubroshorea leprosula, 1548 nucleotides long. The record is from the annotation of a GenBank genome assembly. NCBI's taxonomy places the organism in Eukaryota, Viridiplantae, Streptophyta, Magnoliopsida, Malvales, Dipterocarpaceae.
AUUACCAAAACAAAAAGGGAGCCGGUAGAAUCGGCCUGCACGAGUCCACGCUCUGUGUGGUUGUCCAAUCGGUCCGAUUUGUAUGUGAUUUAUGGUACUCCGUAUUACCUAGUAACAGGCCUGAGUUUCCAAAAAGUAACAGGCUUGAGUUGAGUUGACUUCAGUCUUAGCCAAAACUUCGCCAUGGCAGCUCCUGUGAUGGUGAAUUAUGGAAUCGUGGGGGUUGGAAUGAUGGGGAGAGAGCAUCUCAUCAAUCUGCACCAUCUCAGAAGUCACGGUGUCGCUGUUGCUUGCGUAGCCGAUCCUCAUGUUCCCUCUCAACAACUUGCCCUGCAACUCGCACAGUCCUUUGGUUGGAGUCUUCAGGUUUUUUCAGGGCACCGGGAGCUUCUUGACAGUGGGUUGUGUGAUGUUGUGGUUGUAUCGUCUCCAAACAUGACUCAUUUUCAGAUACUUAUGGAUAUUCUCAGCCAUCCUAAACCCCAUCAUGUGUUAGUGGAGAAGCCAUUAUGCACCACAGUUGCUGAUUGCAGAAAGGUUGUAAAUGCUGCUAGAAAGAGGCCAGAUAUGCUGGUACAAGUUGGACUAGAAUACAGAUAUAUGCCCCCAGUUGCUAAAUUGAUAGAAAUUGUCAAGGGUGGAACUCUUGGACAGGUGAAGAUGGUGGCAAUUCGAGAACAUAGGUUCCCCUUUCUAGUUAAGGUCAACAAUUGGAACAGGUUUAAUAUUAACACAGGUGGAACCCUGGUAGAGAAGUGUUGCCACUUCUUUGAUUUGAUGAGGCUGUUUGCAGGUGCAAAUCCUGUCCGUGUGAUGGCUUCCGGUGCUAUGGAUGUUAAUCACAAAGAUGAAAUAUAUGAUGGGAAGGUACCUGACAUUAUUGACAAUUCAUAUGUCAUUGUUGAAUUUGAUAAUGGUUCUAGAGGGAUGCUUGACUUGUGCAUGUUUGCUGAAGGGAGUAGAAAUGAGCAAGAAAUAUCUGUUGUGGGUGACAUUGGAAAGGGUGAAGCUUUUGUUCCUGAGAGCAUAGUGCGCUUUGGUUCUCGAGAGGCUGGAAGAGAUGGGGUGCAAACUUUGAAAGCUGAAGAUGAACGGAUAAAGUACAACGGGCUCCAUCAUGGCUCUAGCUAUUUGGAGCACCUAAACUUCUUGUCUGCAGUCAGAGCAAAAGGUGCAAAAACUCCGGCUGUUGAUUUGCAUGAUGGAUUGAUUUCAGUUGCCAUAGGAGUUGCAGCACAACUUUCCAUUGAGAAGGGCCGAUUUGUUACCAUUGAGGAAGUCUUGGAUGAACACAAUUCUGAAGCUUCCUAGUAAAAGUCUGAUAAUUUCUCUGUACUGUACCUCCAUGAAGAAGCCAGACUUUGAUUUUAUCUUCUCCCCAAUAAAAGACCGUUACUUGUACAAUAUAAAAUUAUAAAAAAAAUUGCAAAACAUAAAAUAAAGUUGUAAAAUGUGUCUCUUUUUUAGAAGUUUUGACUGUUAUUUUCAUGAAAGUGACAUUUUAAGUCUCCAAGCUACUAGAGUGGCAGAUAAAACCCUCAACUGUUC